Molecule: messenger RNA, 14478 nt
Organism: Grus americana (Whooping crane)
Lineage: Eukaryota; Metazoa; Chordata; Aves; Gruiformes; Gruidae
Gene: STRN
Product: striatin
Exons: 19
Coding region: 3123-5630 (835 amino acids)
Cellular component (GO): dendrite
Molecular function (GO): protein-containing complex binding; calmodulin binding; protein phosphatase 2A binding
Source: RefSeq, a predicted model, not a curated record
CACUGGUUGAAUAUAAUGAUUCAGUGCUUUGCUCUUUGUCCAGCCUCCUAGGUAUUUAACCUUCCUGCGAGAUUUUAGUCUUGGUGAAUAUAUCUCAUCUGUCGUCCUUGAUAAAGUCUGCAGAGCCAAAUUACUUGAGCGCUUUGCACCUGUCCUGACUCAGGGAGUAGAACACAAGUCAGAGCCAGGCUCCUCCAGUUUUUCCUUCCCCUACCAGGCUUUUCUUUUUUGAAAAGCACAUGGCUCCCCUCACACCUAAGUGAGUCCAAGCUGCAGAUUUUGGAGAUUAGAGCUCGAGUGUCGUGCUAACCUUACAGCACAGAGCCAGUGGCUCCAGACAUUUGUCUGCUGCCAGACCUCCCCCUUCCCAUUGGCAGAAAUGCAGAACCAUGGAUCUUCUUGUGUAUACAAGGCUGACUGACAUGAUUUUUUUUGACACUGGGCUUCUAUAGGGGACCUUUCUAUACAUUUUGCUUGAUAGAGAGAAGCCACAUAACUAGAAGCCUUGGCUAGGUCUGCUGAGUUUCAUCUCUAAUGUUUUUCUGGAUACUCUGUAAAUUACAAACUGUGUAUUUCAGAAGCUUCUACUUCAAUCCAAAUAUAACAAAGGGAUAGUAAAUAGAAUUGAAUAUGAUUAACAGUUGGUUGAAAUAUUUGUGGAUCAUUAUUUUUGUGUAGCCACUUGCCUCGAGUCUCUCUUUUCCUGUAAGACCUUAUAUAAACCUUUGAGUACCUAUGCAAAAUGGAGGACAAGACAAUGCUCUUUUGCCCUGUUGUAUUUGGUGUGUGCAAAAUAUUUAACAUAAAACCAGAAAAGCUUUUAUUUCAAUGAAUAUUUAAGUACUAAAGCGAGGACACAAGUGGUGCAUACUCUAAUCUUUCUUUUUUUUUUUUUUCCAUAAAGAUGUUAACUUCCAAAUCUUGUUCCAUUGUCCUACAGGAGUAAAGAUACAUGCAGAAGUAAAAACAAUAUGCUGUACAUGACAAGGAGAGUAAUUUCACUACUUUUUUUUUCAUCUUUGUACACGUAAUGGGAAUUAAAUUGAUUAUAUCACAUUCUAGUAAGUAUUUCCAACAUUACAAAGCUAUAUUGCUUAGAAGAAGUUCUGAACCUGUUUAACACUUGAGAGAAAGUCUUAAGGAAACUGUACAAAAUUGAACACGAAUGUUUUGUAAGUAAAACUAAGAAAAUAACUUUAUAAACUGUUUUAGAUCCCCCCCAGUCUAGUCAUUAAUGACUUCAAUGUUUGUUGGAAACUUUUUGUCUAUAAUCAGGUUUUAUUUACCCUAAUUUUUAUCUCAGCACUUUUACGUUUUGAUUAGAUUCUAGUUUACAAGAUGUCUGAAAACUCAGAAGGGGGGGAGGGGGAAGUGUAGCAAUCAAGCAUAAAUAAGAAGUCAGUAGAAAAACAGAAAAAAGUUAGUGGAAGGGAAAAUGGCACUAGAUAGAUGUAAAGGGAUAGAGAAGGGAGAGGUUUUUCUUUGUAUACUGUGUGAUUGUAUACAAUGUCCACAACUUUCAUUUGUAUACGUCCUUCCCCAGUUUAGUCCUUGCUCCUGAUACUAAAGGUGUAACCAUGUGGUUUUACAUAAUAUUUUGGCAUCAAAUUUCAUUUGAUUAAAAAAAAACCCAGAAUAACUUGAAAUGCCCGUAGUGCUUAUUGUUUUUUGUCAACCUCCUUUUCAUCUUUGUUAAUGGCCUUUUUAAUGUGCUUUUUCAUGAAGCUUGUUUGCUCCGUUUCCCCUUCACGUCUUUCCUCUCUCUCUCUCUGCCGUUUCCUUCCUUUCUGGGUAAGCCUUGUUGUUCUACCCUGGUUCCCUGCUGAGGUCCCCCAGAGCGCACUCCCUCUUCUGUGCUUUCGCUCUGGUUCCCCUCUGCUCUCUGAUGCUCUCUAGGAGCUUCUUUAGUUGUCUUUCCCUCUUGAAAGGUGCUAAGAAGUUGUCCACCAGCCGCAGCUCUGACUUCCUAUGGCCAGGUUAUGAGUACGGUUUCGGAACAGGCAGAGGGAAACAGGAAGCACCGCUUGAGCAAGCGACGGGGUGCUCUGGCUGUGCCCAGGUCACGGUGAGGGGGUGGUGGGGCCCCGCUCUCAGCACCCGCAGCAGCCUCAGUGGCUGGGCACCAUCUUUCACACGCCACUAGCGUAAAGCCUGGUGGUAGUGGUGUGUUCGUCCGUUUUCAGCAAGCCUCUGGUGUGUGUGUGCAGGUAGCAUAGAAAGCAAGCCUAACUUUGUAUUUUUCUGGCUUUGGGAGAGGUAGGAGAGAGCAGCCCUCGGCCUGGGGCUCUGCCGUCAGUCUCAAAGUACCUUGUUCUCCCUUUCUUUGAAGAGGCAGUAUGGCAAUUCCUGAAAAAUGUUUUCCUCUCCUUUUUAGCAUUUCUAAGGAUUUUCAAUAAACCCUUCUAACCCUGGGAUGGAUUUGUAGUUCUUGGUGCUUUGACUUCGAGUGCUGCUCAGAACAGGCCUGAAACAGAAAAGCCAGGGGUGAGAGGGCAGGGCUUGACCAAAGUUUCUGGAGCUCCUGCCAGACACCUGCCCUUUUUUUGUCCCCAAGGUGGGCUGUGAGUGUGCCACGGCCAUUUAGAUCCUGCUCUGAGGUGGCGAUUACGAUUAAUCUGUGCUCCUGCUGCUGCUCAGCGCUGCCCUGCCCCUCCUGCCGCGGCUUUGCGGGGCGGCAGCCGGGGCGGCUCCCCGGGGUCUCCCUCACCCCCUCCCAGCCGGCCGGGCCCAGGGGUGCGUUGUCAGCUGUUCCCUGCCACGGCUUGCCGGUCUUUACCCCAGGAUGGCACGUCACGGGGAUGAGGCUCACUCGCUGUAACGUCAUUCUCGAAAUAACGGCAGCGCGGAGGAGAGAAAGGUGAUCUUCCCGCCUCUCCCUCCGCGGGGCGCCCCGCUACCCAGCGGAACUACAUUUCCCAGCAUGCCGUGAGCGCGGCCUGGGGGCGAAUCGUUCUCCAGACUUGUCCCCGCCGCGUUGCCGUAGCAGCCGGCGGGGGCGGCUGUCAGGCGGUGACGGCGGGCGGGACGCGCCCAGGUUGCUGCUGCUGCCGGGACGCGGCUGGGUGCGGGUGGCGGUUCGCAGAGGAGGGGGCGGCGGGGAGAGCGGCAGACCCGGCCCGGCCAUGGACGAGCAAGCGGGGCCAGGCGUUUUCUUCAGCAACAACAACAAUAAUAACGCCUUGCUUCUGCCGCCGCCGGCGGGCGGGCCGGGGCUGGAGCCGGGAGAGGCGGCAGCAGCAGCAGCGGCCGCCGCGGCGGCAGCAGGAGGAGGAGGAGGCGGCGGCGGCGGAGGGGUCUCAGCCUCCGGACCCGCCGCACCGGUGUCGGCGUCCCGGGCUCAGUACAGCGUGCCGGGCAUCCUGCAUUUCCUGCAGCACGAGUGGGGCCGCUUCGAGACGGAGCGCGCCGAGUGGGAGGCGGAGCGAGCGGAGCUGCAGGCCCAGAUUGCCUUUCUUCAAGGUGAAAGGAAAGGACAAGAAAAUCUGAAGAAGGAUCUGGUGCGAAGAAUCAAAAUGCUGGAAUAUGCGCUUAAACAGGAAAGAGCUAAAUAUCACAAAUUAAAAUAUGGCACAGAAUUGAAUCAGGGAGAUAUGAAGCCACCAAACUAUGAUUCUGAUGAAGGGAACGAGACAGAGAUUCAGCCACAACAAAACAGUCAGCUAAUAUGGAAACAAGGACGACACCUGCUAAGACAGUAUCUACAAGAAGUGGGCUACACCGACACAAUAUUGGAUGUGAAGUCAAGACGAGUACGAGCUUUAUUGGGCCUCUCAAGUGAUGCUUCAGAGAAGGAAAACAGAAAUCAAGAGCCAAUGGUAAAUGGCACAGAGGGCCAGAUUAAAGAAAACGCGAUGAUUGGGAAACCUGAAUUGACUGACUCUGCCUCUCUGCUAGAGACCUUCAAGUUUCUUGAAAAUGCAGCUGCAGACUUUAGUGAUGAAGAAGAUGAUGAAGAUAUUGAAGGAAGAGAGAAAACAAUCAUUGAUACCGCAACAAUUGUAAGGAAAAGAGUGCUAUCUGACAGCAGUGAAGACAGAGAUACAGAAGAAGCUUUGAAAGAAUUUGACUUUUUGGUUACCUCAGAUGAAGGUGACGGGGAAUCGAGAAGUUCAGGAGAUGGAACAGACUGGGAAAAGGAAGACCAGUGUCUCAUGCCUGAAGCCUGGAAUGUCGACCAGGGAGUAAUAACCAAACUCAAGGAACAAUACAAAAAGGAGCGCAAGGGGAAAAAGGGGGUGAAGAGAAAAACUACCGAAGAUAUGUUUCAGCCUCAAUCCUAUAUAAAACAGUCAAAACAGGGAUGUGGGAAAAUGAUGGAGCAAAGCACAGGGCCCAACAGGUCAAAGCUGCAAGAUAUGCUUGCAAACUUGAGAGAUGUUGAUGAUCUCCCCUCAUUACAGCCAUCUGUUGCACCUUCUUCUAGGCCCAGUAGCUCAAGGCUCAUUGAACACGAGAUAAAUAGGACGGAUGAAGUGGAAGCUUUAACAUUCCCUCCUUCUUCAGGGAAAUCUUUCAUUAUGGGACCAGAUGAAGCCCUUGAAAAUGAGCUAGGUCUUGGAGAACUGGCAGGCCUUACAGUAGCCAAUGAGGCAGAUUCACUGACUUAUGAUAUAGCAAACAAUAAGGAUGCAUUGAGAAAAACUUGGAACCCCAAAUUCACAUUAAGAAGUCACUUUGAUGGAAUAAGAGGUCUCGCUUUUCAUCCGGUUGAACCAGUCUUAAUAACAGCUUCAGAGGACCAUACAUUAAAAAUGUGGAAUUUACAAAAAACAGCCCCAGCAAAAAAGAGUGCUUCUCUUGAUGUAGAGCCAAUAUAUACCUUCAGAGCACAUAAUGGACCAGUGCUCUGUGUGGUGAUGAGCAGUAAUGGCGAACAGUGUUACAGUGGGGGAACGGAUGGCCUCAUCCAUGGCUGGAAUAUAACCAACCCAAACAUCGACCCUUAUGACUCUUAUGAUCCUUCUGUUCUGAGAGGUGCUUUUGUAGGCCAUACGGAUGCAGUGUGGAGUCUGGUUUACAGUGGAGCACACCAGCGUUUGCUGUCCUGUUCAGCAGACGGCACUAUACGUCUAUGGAAAGCUACAGAAAUUGCUCCAGCUCUUGCUAUAUUUAAUGAUAAUCAAGAAAUGGGAAUCCCUUCAUCAGUAGAUCUUGUGAGCAGUGACCCGAGCCUCAUGGUAGCAUCAUUUAACAGUGGACACACUAGCAUUUUUAACAUGGAGACACGGCAACGAAUUCUUACGCUGGAGUCCAGUGCGGAUACUACAGUCAGUUCCUCCUGUCAGAUAAACAGAGUCAUCAGCCAUCCAACUCUUCCAAUUAGUAUCACUGCUCAUGAAGACAGACACAUCAAAUUCUACGACAACAAUACAGGAAAACUGAUCCACUCCAUGGUAGCUCACUUAGAUGCAGUUACAAGUUUAGCUGUUGAUCCUAAUGGCUUGUAUUUGAUGUCUGGCAGUCAUGACUGUUCAAUUCGCUUGUGGAAUCUUGAAAGCAAGACCUGCAUCCAAGAAUUUACUGCUCAUCGCAAAAAAUUUGAUGAAUCCAUUCAUGAUGUGGCAUUCCACCCCUCCAAAUGUUAUAUUGCCAGUGCAGGAGCAGAUGCCCUGGCUAAAGUCUUUGUAUGACGGAGUGCUUCCCUUUCAACUCUAGCUUUGUAUAUAUUUAACCAGCUGCACAAAAGAGAAGAGGAGGGCAUGAGUCGUCUUAUCCUGCCCUAUAAUACAGAGAAUGUUUGUAAGUGUUUAGUUUUGCAGGGUGCUGUUUUCUAAAUUGACGUUUGUCCUGGUUUCUGUAAGCUCAGCUGGUGCUGAGAGCUUGGAAACUCUCAGUUUCAAAUAGUUAAAAAACAAAGGAAAAGCUUUUAUUUCAGAGGGUGUGAAUUUUCGUCCAGGCAGGCCUUGGGUGAAACUAGGUCUAUGUAUUCUCUAUUAAUAAAAUGGAGUACUGGAAAGAAGGGGUCUAAUUGCAUCAGGGAGUAGGAAAAGAGGGAAACUUCCUGGGAUGCUUCUUGUUGAGGAAUCUUAAUGUACUUAAAAUUAUAUCACCUAGAAAAAAGUGACAGUUCACAUGCUCAUUUCUGUCAUGUGAGAGGCACUUUGUCAUCCCCUUGGUAUUAAUAAAGUAGGUCUUGUUCAGAGAGCAGUAGCGGAUAGUUAAUCUCAGCCACCUGGCUGCUAGCCUAAGAUAAAUGCAAUUAAAGGAAAGCAAAUUACUAACAUAAAUUAAAAUGUAUUAAAGUUUUUGUUAUAACUUCUGUGUUAUACAGUAAAUAUUUAGUUUGCAAAAAAAAUUUAUAUAAGUUUUUAAAGACUGUAUUAGCGUGUGGCUAGAAGCUGAGCCUUUAGUCUAGUCCCAAUUAACAACAGACUGAAGUAGUCUGUAUAUACUGUAGUAGCAGAUUUAACUUAUUCAGAUUUAUAACGCUGUUUAUUCUUGGAGAUCUGGCACAAGAAAUUAUCACAAAGAUUUCCAAAGAAGCUGUCCUACAAUUUAACUAUCAAACAUUCAUCUCCUCUUUCUGUUCCUGCUAAAAAGGGUAUCAUUCUGGGCAUUAAGGAUAACAGUGAAAUACUUCUUUUGAAGAUUAAGCCUAUACCUGAUGCUUUGUAUGAGUCCUACUAGUGCAAUAGGUGGGAACUAUACAAAGUUCCAUCCGUUUGAGAGAUUCUGCUACUUCCAGAGGUGUUUCCCAGCUUCACCAUUUGUUGAACUUUUUAACUUGUCUGCUUCACUGGGCGUAUCGUGCCAUUGAUUAGGUUACCUGAAGAAUGAGUGCUUCUUGUAAUUACUCAACAGAUGUGCUUUGUUUGCCUAUUCAGAGCUUCUCUGUUGAUUUGGAUGACAAAUAACUUUUCAUCUGAUCUUCUAGUCUUUUUAUCCCUUCUUAAAGGAAGGUGAGUGGAUUCUUUUCUAUUAUGUGUCAUCAUCAGAGUUAUUACUGCUCAUAAGCCUGAAGUUAGUGCUUCCCUCUAAUGGGAAUGGAAGGCAGCAUUUCUGCUGGAGAUGAUUCUAGUGCUGUUGUGAGUAGGAAAGAACCCAAUGCAACUCUUCCACAUACCAGCCUGAGGUUAAGACUGGAAAUGGAUAAAAUAAAUCUUUACCUUUAAACUGACACUUUUUAAAAAGGAAUCAUUGAAAGAUACCAACAUAGGGUCUGACUGUGUUGUUUUUAGAGUGGCAUUUGGGGAUGGGACCACAUUUGAAGCUGUUCUCAGAGUUUAAAUCAACUAUAUUAUUUAGAAUAAAAAGUUGACCUGUGCUGUUUGAGCCUGCAACAUAUUAUAUUUACUGCUAAAAUAUCCUGGAAUACCUUUUAUUGCUCAGAAUAUUCAGAUAUGUCACUUCAUGAUAUUGAUAAGCAAUAUAUUUCCAUAGGUAAGAUUAGAACUUUUACCAUGAAACAGAUGACUACAACAGUAAUUCAGAUUAUUUAGUUUUUAUAAAGUGUUUUGGUUAUGAUGGAAAGGGGGAAACUUGGCUACAAAUCUCAGCAUUCAACUUUGUGAGAGUUCUGUGUACUUGACUCAUUCUUUCAGUGUCAUUAUUUUAUUUCUUUUUGAAGAGGAAAUUACAAAGAUUUAUUUGAAAAAUUCUAAAAGUUAUGUAUAUUAUAUAUGUGUAUAUAUAUUGUAAACAUGUAUUAAAUGUGUCUAGUAAGGGAAGAAUCCAUGGGUGCAUUUUAAUGUUUUAGUAUUAAGAGUUCUCUUGAGUUUGCGUAUACAAAGGAUAAUGGUGUGAGUAUGAAAUGAAUGUUGUGCUUUUGCUUACACAAUACAAUAUGUAGUUACAGUUGUUUAAAUUGCUGUACAUAAAACUAAUAGGCUGGCAUGCUUGUUUUUAAAGACUGUCAUUCUGAUUACAAUUGGAAUGUAAGAAGUGGCUGUUCAAAUGUGAAUUGAAAGAUGUUUCCUUCUCACUAUUGAGCUCUUGCUCAAACUGAAAAGUGAUUUUUUUUAAAAGCUGGCAAUAGCUAGAGGAUGAGGUGCCUUUAAAAAAAAACAAAACAAAUGUAGCCUUACAAAGAGGUUGUGGAGUAUAUAUAUUUUUGUGCUGGUCUUCAUAAUUGAUGUCAAUGUCUUUUUACUGUACUUGCUCACAUAUUUGUAGGACUGCAGGGUAUUGUGCAUGAGCCUGUCAGAUCUUCUGAACAUCAUCAUAGGAGUUACAGAUGAAAAAAUUAUUGAGGUUAUCUAGUCCAUCUGCUUGCUAAAGCAGGGUUGUAGACUUGUGCAUUUUAAUAUUGUCUUGGCCAGUGAGGUUUUAUAUAUGUUCUAAACAAUUAGGCUUCCUUUCGAAGAUUAUUUCAAUGAUUACAUCUCACUGACAGGAGGAUUUACAUGAUGUUUAGUAGUUCUUUUUUUGUAACUUCAUGCCAGUUUUCCAAGCUGUGUUUUGUGCCAUUUUAGUAUUCCUCAUCAUCUUUGUAACUCGGAACUUGCAUGCAUGCACUGGUUCUAGCUGUAUAUUUCCAUUCCUUUCCACUUUUUUUCAAGCUAUUUUUUAGCUUGCUCUAAUUUUUUUUGUUUUCAGCUUUUUAGCUCAGUUCUCCAUAUCUUGGUGCCCACAACACCAUUCCACAUGCACGAUUUGUUGGACUUAGUCUGAAGGUCAUCUGUUAAGUGUGGAUUUUUGUUUGCUUUUUUCCUCUGUAACAUGAUGCUUUUGUGUAGGAAGACCAAACUUCUGGUCUUCUGGCUAGCGUCUCAUAAACCCAAAUUGUAUUUCUUUCUGACAACUGUUUUUAAUAACUUUGAGCAUUGUUGCUUCUCAAGUUUCUUCGCUUUCAGUAUGUUGUUAUGAUUCGUUUGCAGCUAGUCACUUAAUUCCUAUAGCCUGGGUUUUAUAAAUUUUGAACUUUUGAUUUCUGAGGGCACUAAAUUAUUUUUAUUUUUUUCACUUUUAUGUGCAGUUCUUCCUGGUUCAAUGCUAUUGGUACCUUUCAUGAAUGUGAUACAUACAUCUGUUGAAGAUGUAAACAAAACUGGACCUAAGGCUUGUUCUUGCAAAAAAGCAUUUUUGUGCAACAUCAAUAUAUGACAUGUUACCAUUACUAUUUUUCCCAUAUCAAAUUUACAUGGUACAUUUUUUAAUGGUUAACUCAUAUAACGUUUUAUGUAUGUUAGCCUGUGCUACUGAUUUUGGUGUUUCUAACUAAUUUAAUGGGAGAAUUUUCAGUCCUUCUAUAUGUUGAAGAUUGGUCCACUAGGUUUAAAUACUCUUGUUUUUAUUUCUAAUUUACUUCACUGUGUUGUUUGCUUUCACGUAUUUGAUUCAGUUACCAAAACGCUUGCACUAAAUGAUUUGGAGUAGCCUGGAAGAAGCUCUAGAUAUAACUAUAUUGUGGAAAACAUUUUCUUCACUCUUACAAAAUCCUACUGUCUACAUUUAUUUUUGUGCCUCAAAGAGAAGACUUUUGACAUACCAUGUAAAAGAUUUUAUUACUUGGAAGAAAAUCACCCGAUGAAUAUUUAGCGAUCUCAUUCAUCUUUCUUUUGAUAAAAUAUGUUCUUCAGCAAGAAGCCUGUAGAACUAUAUGCCACAUACUGUAGGUUAUUUUUUAGACCAUGUUUUCAAAUAAUCUUAUGUUAAAGCAGUCCCAUAUGUAAUGUGUUCGAGUGUGCGAUGUUCACCAUAUGGCUUUGUGAUUAGGUCAUUCAGCACCAUUUUGCAGUUGUGAAUUCAACGUAACCAGAAACAUGUCCUUUUGAAUAAAUGUGUAGGAGAUAAAGGACCUAGUUACGCCACCUUUUCCAGUACACCUGUUUGAUCACAGAUGCGUCCCCUUUCCCCACCUCCUUUGUCACAUUUUAACAAUGUAAUUUUGUGGAGCAGCAAUUUCCAUAAACUGAUGUGUCAUUUGAGCAGUGUUUGAUUGGCAGAAGUGUUAGUCCAUCCCAAAGGAAACAAAAAAAUUAAAAAGUGGGCGUGACCAUCAGAUAAGCAAGUUUGGGGUUUUUGAAAUGUCUUUUAAGAUCUGUAUUUGGAAGCAUUUGCAGGCUGUGGUUUGGCAGUGUCUUUGCAGGCUGUCCUAGGGAGCCUACUUGACACCUGUCUAAAACAUCUGGUACACCUAGUAAUGUAGGUUGAGUUAAGGAAGAAAAUGCAUCCAUUGUGGCUAUCCCUGUGCCUGUGCAAGAGACUGUAGCGGUGUUCUCCUUGGAGUCCUCUUUGCUGAAGCAUUAGGUUUGCAAUCUAACACAAGUAAUUUCUGCAGCGUGGGAGUAUCCGCAAAUGAAACUAUCUGUAUUUUUACUCUGAAGAUCUGUAGGCAGCAGUCAUUUGGAUUGUGGGCUGAACAGCGAAGGAAGCAGGGAGACCAUUUGCUGAGCUCUGUAUAGGGGAUAGAUGGGUUAAAUGGCCAGAACCGGUGUGUCCUCCAUGCAGUCAUCAUGGAAGAAUUUGGCUGGGGAGUAGCGCAGAGUUUAGCCCGAUGGUAUCUAAAGGAAAACAUUAAAAGGUUAGAGUAACAAGUUUAGCAAGGUUUUCAGGUUUUCCCAUAACCAUUCUUCAGAUUUAUUGAUUUGUCUAUUGGUUGCAGGUUAUGUGAAGGAUAAAAUCUAGUAUAUAUCCAGAUUCUACACACUCUUGUGUCAAAGUAAAAAGCAGAGAUUGUUCAAAUUUCAAAACUAUGUCACUUUAGAUGAGGAGAUGGCAAGAGAUUUGUAGUAGCUUAUUACUUAAAGUCUAAGAACAGAACUUACUCUUCUGCAAACAUAGUCUUCAUGUUGGGACCCAGUUAUGUGAAGGUAAGUUCCUCAGACAUUGUAGUGGGACUACUCUUUUGCUUCUGGAUAAACAUUUAUUUAAAAACAAAAUUUCAGGACGAAGGCUUUGUCUCAUGAUGUCCGUUAGUAUUGAACCAAAGCCACAAAAUUUGGGAAGCAGAGUAGAAUUUUAGGCUUUUUCUCAUUUUUCUUUUUUUUUUUUCUUCAGUCAUAAUCUACAUAGUAAAUAUAUAUUACAUACAGUGUCAUCUGUACAACUCACUUCACAUUAAAUAGCCCAUUCUGUAAAAAAUACUCCUUCAGUACUUUCUCAUGCAAACAAGAUGUGAAUGGGACCAGUGGUUCCAGGUAACUUGUAACUCACUUAGCACGUCUGUCAGCUUUCUAAUGGGUGAGCUGAUAAGAUUCAUGGAAAUAACUGUGAAAACAUGAUGCUGCUUAUAAUAUAGCACUUCAAAACAUUCUGAAAUUUGUGGCUUUUUAGUGGAAACUGGUUUGGACUACACUGUUAAGAAUGAAGAAAUCGGGAUAAGAUAGUAAACCACUUAUUGUAAAUUGGUCUGUAUAAGAUGUUGCAGUCUUUGAUGUGGUAAUUUGAGUUUUCUUGGGCAUCUGCUGUUGGUGAGCAUGGUAGGGAUGCUCAGUGUAGCUGUUUAGUAUUGACAGAGAAGAAGUGAGGAUUUCCCUGAAAAAAUUGUUCAGAUGUUUCAGGAAGCUCCAUUUUUCCAUAAGAAUGUGAAGGCAUUGAGAAUAUUUUAUCUAUAUCUGAUAAUGUAUUUAGUUGAAGAGGGUUACAAUAGGUGAACAUCUUGACGCUUUCAUCAUUGGCGUCUUUAAGCUUAGAGACGAACGCUGUUAGUGAAACGCAUGACCUGUGAACUGCUAGUCAAAACCUCUGCAAUGUUUCUUCCGAGCAGCAGAGAAACUGAUGUUAAUCCACCCAGUUAUAUAGGAGGUGUUUUACAGGAAACAACCCAUAUUGUAAAAGAUAGUAUUACAUACAACAGAGCAAAUGAACAAGGUGUGGGGGGGACGAGCUGGGAUGACCUUUGUAUAAAGAGUCCUUUAGCUUUAGCUGGUGGGACUAAUCCCUGGAGGGCAGGAUGGUGGGAAGUUAGACCUUUAAAGUGAUGUCUCUGCCUGUGCUAAUGAACAUGCCUGUUGUGCAGGUUAUCUAUCCUUUUGAUACCUGAUUUUUAUCUUCCCACUUAAACCCUCCUUAAGAUUCUCAGAAAAUAGAGCCUAAAAAUCCCAUCUGCAGUGGACUCUCAUUGCAGGGUAAAUUUCAUAAAGGACUAUUGAGUUUCUCUUAGUGUUUUUUGAAGGGUGGUGGGGUUUCAGCUUCAGCCCUACCCCUGCCAUCACCAGUAGGCUGGUGUGUACCUACUCAUUCCCAGUUCAUUUAAUUCUAGUGAGUUAUCUCUUACCCUACCUGCUGAUUUAAUUUUACUGCUCUGUAGUCUGUUGUGAAAACUUACGAGGUGCUGUAUCAUUUAAGAUGUUUUUGAGAAUCUGAAUUCCACUACAGAAGGUGUAAAUCCAUUUGAAUAGUACAAUUUGUGGGUCUCAACUGGUUCAGUGUCAGGAGGGAUUUGUUGCUGGAUGACCAAAUCCAAACUAUGGCUGAACUAAAAAGGCAUUUAAUAAUAUUAUAUGCUAAAAGCCCAGCUACCUUCCUGAUGGAAUCUGGGUUGUGGUAUUGUGCAUUAAACUAGUUUCGCCCUGCUGUUGCUGCCAAGCCAUGUUGUGAUCCUGGGAGAUCACAGCCACGUUUAAACCAUGCCUGCAUGCGUGUUUUUUAAGCUGCUCAAAGCCUUGUGUUGACACGGUCCUCAAGCUCGGUCUACUUGCAUUCCCUCUGUUUGAAUUGCAGGCUCCCAAAAUUACUUCCUUGCUAUUUCAAAGAAACCCUUGGUCCUCACACCGGAGUAUUAGACUGGGGCGUUGAGAGAAGAUUUAUGCAGCUGGAUUUGUACUUUUCUGAAAGGGAAGGGAUAACUUGUUGCCAAGCCAAAUAUUUUCAUUAUUUUUUGAUUACUUACUAAAAGCAGCCAAAAACAUUGUAUAAGGGAUAAACGAUGGACUUCAAGCUAAUAUUUUUCCAUUAAGAAUUUAUUUUUUUAUUCUUCCUGUCAUCAAGGUAGUGCUUUCUGAAUGUAGCUUGUUUUCAGGCCCCUAGAAUUGUUUCCUUGCAGUCAGACAUUUACAAACCUGCAUAGGUUUUGAAAACUGUUUCAUGUGUGUUAGCACUUUUUCUGGAAAUGCAAACUGAGCAUGUUAGCUAAUAAUUUCUUGUACCUUUAUAGCUCAAGCAGACUGAAAAGUGGUCUUGUGCUAUAUUUUCUUUGAAUCAUGCAUCUGAAAAAAACUUGCAGAAGAAAAUCCAUGAUAAGACUAUUGUUGCUGUACGAUUUUCUGUUGACAUUUGUCAGCAUAUCAACUACCUGCGUUGUAUUUUGUGUAAAUAUCUUCAAUUGGUUUCUUUUUUAAAAGAAACUGUCAGGUUAAAAAAUAAAUUCCCAACAAAUUUCUUUGCCUUAUGAACCCAUACUUUGGAUUUUUUGUUCUUGUUUAUAUUAAUACAAUUCCGCCCCCCCCUCCCCCCCAAGAAUAACUAUUGAACUUAGAGUUACCUGACAGUUCUCUUUUGGAGAAGAUACCACAGGUGAUAACCACUUAAAUGUUAGUAAUUACAGUUGCUCCUCUUCUGUUCUGGGUCACUUCCAUGACAGGUAGUUGAUAAGAAAAGGCUACCGUGACUGGUACAUAAACAGCUCAAGGAAAUUAAGACUCCCCUUCAGAAUUACGCUGAGGUUAUGAUUUUGCACGCCAGUUUUGAAUGACUACUUUGAAACAAUGUUGGGCUUCAGGUGUCUUGCAAAGCGGUCCAAAUGAGAAAUGCCUACUUGUUGAGUAAUAGUCUGCUUGUCAGUUUGUGUAUGGCUCGGCACGAGGCUGUGUCAGAAUUUCAGUACCACCAAAUCACCUUGUUUAAAUGCUACUGUUGUGCAAAACUGAAUGUUAAUUCAAGUGAGAAGUUCUGUUUUCUAACUUGUGAAGGAAAUAAUUUUCUUGGGAGUAAGGAUCCAUACAUUUCAUGUAUUUCAUGAUUUCAGAAAGGCUUCUUAAUCAUGACACAUGAGAAAAGUGAAAAAGUGAUUCGUUCUCCAAAGAUUUGAUAACCAUUUAUUAUAAAAAGUAUAAAUUUUUGCUUUAAAUGAAAAUGCUUCUUCAGACAGUUAAGAUUAAACUUCUUACUAAAAUUCAAUAUUUUAAAAUCCUGGAUAAAUAUCUAAAAUGGCAAAGAUAGAAAAUUCAGGGGGAGAUUAUUUUGAAAUAUGCCAGUAUAUUUUUGAGCUUCUCAAUUGCAGCCCUGAAGUUUCUCUUUUUCACUGCAAUUCCUAUUUUGUGAAACAUCUUGGAUAGGUUAUAUUUAAAGCUACAUUCACUUGCCUGAAUUAAGUCAAGUAAAUAUUUUGUCAUUAAAACUAUAUAGAUCUGCUUACAUUAGUGUGCCGUUUAAAAUGAGACCACGUUGAGAUAGCCACGCAGGUAUUUGUAUUGGUAUGACAGUAGUGAAGUGGGGUAGCUGUAUACUGUACCUGCGUUCUGUGCUGAGCAAAAUCACAUGGACUUCCAGAAAUAAGCAAUGGUUUUUAAGAGCAGCUUUAUUUAAUGUUACAGCAGCAAGUAAGUGUCAUUUGUACCAUAUAAUUAUGUAAAUUGGGUGCUAAUAAAUACUAUUUUU